This is a messenger RNA of Tilletiaria anomala UBC 951, 1472 nucleotides long. Its product is annotated as PCI-domain-containing protein. The transcript is spliced from 5 exons. Lineage: Eukaryota; Fungi; Basidiomycota; Exobasidiomycetes; Georgefischeriales; Tilletiariaceae. Gene Ontology annotation, cellular component: proteasome regulatory particle, lid subcomplex. The record is from RefSeq and is a predicted model, not a curated record. Bases 126 to 1391 code for a protein of 421 amino acids. Gene Ontology annotation, molecular function: protein binding; structural molecule activity. Gene Ontology annotation, biological process: ubiquitin-dependent protein catabolic process.
CCGAGUACAUAUACAUCUUCAUCUAUGCUUCUAUAGAUCGGGAAAACGUGCGCAAAAGAAAGUCAGAGCUACCAUCCAAGCGCUGCUGACCUGCCCGAACCACGUCGUCGAAGCAACGUCCCACCAUGUCGCAACAACAGCCAACCGUGGAAGCAGCCAACGAGGCCGCCAAGGGUGGCAACACGGCCCAAGCAGAGGCCAUCCUGAAGCAAAUCCUCGACAAAAAGCCAGAAAAGCAAGAUGAAGAGCUGCUGCGGGAACAGGAGGCGGCACUGCUUCGGCUAGGAGAGCUGUACCGGGAUGAAAAGAAUGCGCAGGCGCUGGCGGACACAGUGCGAUCUUCGCGGACAUUGAUGACUUCCAUCGCCAAAGCGAAGACAGCGAAGCUCAUCCGCCAGCUAAUCGAUUUGUUUUCGGACAUUCCUGACGGCAAGCAGAUUCAAAUAGUCGUUACCAAAGAGAACGUGGAAUGGGCAAAGAGCGAAAAGCGGAUCUUCUUAAAGCAGAGCUUAGAGACCAAGCUGAUCGGCUUAUACUUCGAGAAUCGCAAUUUCCGGGAAGCGCUACCACUGAUCAACGAAUUGCUUAAGGAGCUCAAGAAGCUCGACGACAAAAUGAUCUUGACCGAGGUGCACUUGCUAGAGUCCCGAGUCAAUCAUGCCAUCUCAAAUUUCCCGAAAGCAAAAGCAGCGUUGACAUCAGCGCGGACAGCAGCCAAUUCGAUCUACUGCCCACCACUCUUGCAAGCACAGCUUGACUUGCAGAGCGGAGUCUUACACGCAGAGGACAAGGACUACAAGACGGCAUAUUCGUACUUUUUCGAGACGAUGGAAGGAUUUUCUGGGCAAGAGGAUCCGCGCGCGCCAGCAGCUCUGAAGUACAUGCUUCUAUGUAAGAUCAUGUUGAAUCUGCCCGACGACGUAAACGCUAUCAUCCAGGGUAAAGCCGCGCAGAAAUUCUCGGGGAGAGACGUGGAGGCGAUGAGUAAGGUGGCAAAAGCGCACGAGGAGAGGAGCUUGGAAAACUUUGAGCAAGCAUUGAAGGAUUACAAGGAGGAGCUUUCGAACGAUCCGAUCAUCCGCAACCAUCUCGCUGCUUUAUACGACACGCUGCUAGAGCAGAACCUGCUACGAAUCGUCGAACCAUACUCGCGGGUCGAGAUCAGCUACGUCGCCGAGCGUGUGCGUCAACCGGUGCGGGAGGUAGAGACCAAGCUCAGCCAGAUGAUUCUCGACAAGGCUUUCCACGGCAUUCUCGAUCAAGGCAAUGGCUGCCUUGUCAUUUUCGACGAGCCGUCCCAAGACAAAAUCUAUGAGGCGACGAUUGAGACACUCAAACACGUUGGCGACGUCGUAGAGUCACUCGGAAAGAAGGCGAACAAGCUAGGAUGAUCCGCACCGGUGUCGGUCCAGCAUCACAAUGUAUCCUAGCCACUGCAUCGCACGACCGAAGCUGAAGUUGGGGUGACCUAG